Molecule: messenger RNA, 2172 nt
Organism: Ostreobium quekettii
Lineage: Eukaryota; Viridiplantae; Chlorophyta; Ulvophyceae; Bryopsidales; Ostreobiaceae
Source: the annotation of a GenBank genome assembly
AUGCAAGCCAUGCGGACAUCCUUAACAUUGCCCGGCGUCUACGCACGCAUCCCUCCCUGGCCGUGCGUGCGUCUCCCUCCGGGCCCCGCCUCCCCCUCCCACCCACCCACCCACCCCCCCUUCCCCCCACCUAACGCAUCGCCUUCACUCUCACCCGCUGGCCAGUACAUUGCCCUUCACUGCCAACCCCUGCUCACACCCCCUCAACCGUUGGCUGAGCGUCAGAGUGACGACCAGGGCACCUGCUCAGCUCGGGGUCAUGUCAUAUUUCUCCUGUUUCUCCUUCGCAACCCACUUUCGUCAAGCAGCCGACGUCCCCUCCGCCUAACGCAUCGCCUUCACUAUCCCCCGCUGGCCAGUACAUUGCCCUUCACUCCCACGCCCCGCUCACACCCCCCUUCACCGUUGGAUCAACCGUCGGCUGAGCGUCAGAGAGUGACGAUCUGGGCGGCUACACGGCUCGGGGGUUCAUGUCAUAUAUCUCUGGUUUCUCGUUCUUCGCAAUCUACUUACGUCGAGCAGCCGACGUCCCCUCCGCUGCCAACUCCAGAAGUCCCACCCACACUGUACAUCAUCUCCAGCAAAACCCGCCCGACCCCAGGAAGCCCCGAGGGAAACCCAGAAAGCGCCGAGGGCGCCCGCCCCAGAUCCCACCGCCGAGGACGACGUCCACCGCCGCGCAGCCGCGCGGAGAGGAUGGCCGCCCGCGGGCUGCUGCAGGACGUCGCCGGGGGGCAGGGCGCCACCAUGGACAUGGUGAUCGCGCACGAGCCCCAGGGCCAGCUGUCCAGGGACCUGGACAUCCAAUGGCUGCUCAACUCCAGCUACCUCGUCUUCUUCAUGCAGUGCGGCUUCGCCCUGCUGGAGGCGGGCAGCGUGCGGUCCAAGAACACCAAGAACAUCCUGCUCAAGAACGUGAUGGACGCCUGUGUGGGGGCGCUGGUGUGGUGGGGUUGGGGCCACUCCCUGGCGUUCGGCGAGAACGGUCGAUUCCCCAACGAGUUCAUAGGCGGCACGAACUUCUUCAUGAGCAACAGCAACGACGUAUCGCCGAACGAGGCCGCAAAGCAGUCGGGCUUCAACAACGCCAACAUCUUCUACGCGGACUGGGUCUUCCAGUGGGCCUUCGCGGCCACCUCCGCCACCAUCGUGUCGGGGGCGCUGGCCGAGAGGUGCCAGUUCCGGGCGUACCUCAUCUACACCUUCGUCAUCACGGGGUUCGUCUACCCGGUCGUGGCGCACUGGGUGUGGUCGAGGGAAGGGUGGCUGUCGACGACUAGGGACAUGGACCGCGACGGCGACCUGGACAUCAUCCUGGACCGUUCCUUGGGGCUCAUCGACUUCGCGGGCGGCGGCGUGGUCCACGUGACCGGCGGCGGCGCCGCCCUGGCCGCCUCCUGGAUCAUGGGGCCCAGGUACGGCCGCUUCGAGACGGACGGCACCCCCCGCCCGCUGGUGGGCCACUCCGUGGCCCUGUCCUCCUUGGGCGUCUUCAUCCUGUGGUUCGGUUGGUACGGAUUUAAUCCCGGGUCCACCAAGGCGUUUUACGGGAACAUGUACGUGGCGUCCAAGUGCGCCGUGGCCACCACGCUGGCGGCGGCGGCCGGGGGCGUGGCGGUGCAGCUGAUGCACGUGCAGAGGGGCAAGAAGCCGGCACUGUCCCCGGCGCUGAAUGGCAUACUCGUGGGCCUGGUGUCCAUCACCUCCAGUUGCGCCGUGGUGGAGCCCUACGGCGCUGUUGCCAUCGGCGUUAUUGGUGGCAUCCUGUACGACCUGUCUUCGAAGCUGCUGCUUCGGCUGAGGCUUGACGACCCCCUGGACGCCAGCCCGGUGCACUUCGUGGGCGGCCUCUGGUCGCUCAUCUCCGUCGGAUUUCUGGCGACACCAGCAAACCUGGAGAACGCAUUUGGAAGAAAAACGGACGUGGGAGUGCUGUACGGAGGGGACGGCCACCAGCUGGGCGUCCAAAUCCUGGGCGCGGUCGUCAUCUCGACGUGGACGUUCCUCAUCAACAUUCCCCUCUUCUCCUACCUCAAUUCAAGCGGCCUGCUGCGUGUCUCCCAGGAGGAGGAAAUCACGGGCCUGGACGUGUCCAGGCACGGCGGCGUCGGGAUGGGCUACGCUGGCAUAACCGUGGGCCCGCCUCCAAACAACACAGCUGCGGCACGAUGA